Molecule: messenger RNA, 4051 nt
Organism: Andrographis paniculata
Lineage: Eukaryota; Viridiplantae; Streptophyta; Magnoliopsida; Lamiales; Acanthaceae
Product: splicing factor-like protein 1
Exons: 2
Coding region: 82-2526 (814 amino acids)
Biological process (GO): regulation of mRNA splicing, via spliceosome
Cellular component (GO): nucleus
Molecular function (GO): zinc ion binding; mRNA binding
Source: RefSeq, a predicted model, not a curated record
UUAACCCUAAGUCCGCGUUAUCUGCUCCUAUUUUCCUCUUUUCCGUUUCCCCCAAAUUGAUUGUCGCGCGCUAGUUCUGCAAUGGAUGCUCUUCAAUCAAGCUACAUGGAUUCCCCAUCUCAACCGCAAUCUGAAUCCCAACCGCAGCCUCCAUCUUCCGUUGAUUACGAGAACCAUUCCUACUCGGACAAUCAAAUCCAAUCCGAGAGCCUCGACAAAACCCUAGAUUCGUCGAACCAGACUGCUCAGAACGGAGCAAUUGCCGCAGGCGAAUCGUCACACCUUCCGAGGUCGGAUUUAUUGAAGCCUUUGUUGCCGGAGAAUGGUUUGACCAACACGCACAGCGGCGGCGGCGGCACCGAAAAGGACGCUUCCGGCGGCGAGGAGGAAACCACCAGCCGAAGGAAGCGCCGUUCUCGGUGGGAACCGUCUCCGAUCGAGUCCACCAACGAAAGCGCCGCCGCAGCCGGAGGAGCUAGCGACGGCAAUUCCGAGGCCGGAGGAAGGAAACGCAAGUCUAGAUGGGCGGACGACGAGCCCAAACCUGCGAUCCAGUUGCCGGAUUUCAUGAAGGAUUUCACCGGAGGUAUUGAAUUCGAUCCUGAGGUUCAAGCUUUGAAUAGCAGAUUACUUGAGAUUAGCCGCAAAUUGCAAUCCGGUAUGCUUUUAGAUGAUCGACCUGAGGGCGCUAGGUCGCCCUCGCCGGAGCCUAUCUAUGACAACAUGGGAGUGAGAAUUAACACACGGGAGUACCGUGCAAGAGAGAAAUUGAAUAGGGAGAGGCAAGAGAUUAUCUCACAGAUAAUUAAGAAGAAUCCAGCCUUCAAGCCUCCUGCAGAUUACAGACCUCCUAAGCUUCAAAAGAAGCUUUACAUUCCAAUGAAAGAGUACCCUGGUUAUAACUUCAUUGGUUUGAUAAUUGGUCCAAGAGGAAACACGCAGAAGAGGAUGGAGAAGGAGACGGGGGCGAAGAUCGUAAUUAGGGGGAAAGGAUCGGUGAAGGAAGGGAGGCUGCAACAGAAGAGGGAUUUGAAGCACGAUCCAUCCGAGAAUGAGGACUUGCAUGUUCUUGUGGAGGCAGACACACAAGAAGCUCUUGAAGCUGCCGCGGGUAUGGUGGAGAAGCUUCUGCAGCCUGUCGACGAGGUUCUUAACGAGCACAAGAGGCAGCAGCUUAGGGAGCUUGCAGCUUUGAAUGGUACCAUUAGGGAUGAGGAGUUUUGUAGGUUGUGCGGCGAGCCCGGUCAUCGUCAGUAUGCCUGCCCGUCGCGAACUUCUACGUUCAAGAGCGAUGUUUUGUGUAAGAUUUGUGGUGAUGGCGGCCAUCCGACGAUUGACUGUCCGGUGAAGAACACGACCGGAAAGAAAAUGGACGACGAGUAUCAGAACUUUCUGGCUGAACUCGGCGGUACCCUCCCGGAGUCGGCUACCAAAUCUAGCUCUGCAACACUUGCCCUUCCGGGUACUGCAGGAUCGAACCCCCCUUGGGUAGGUGGUACUAGCGUGACUAGUACUACAACCCAAGCUGGUUCGGGGGCGAGUUUAAUCAAGCCGAAAGAAUACGAUGAAACGAAUCUAUACAUAGGUUAUUUGCCUCCUAAUCUGGAGGAUGAUGGUUUGAUUGGUUUGUUUGCGCCGUAUGGUGAAAUUGUCAUGGCAAAGGUUAUCAAGGAUCGGGUGUCGGGCCUGAGUAAAGGUUAUGGUUUCGUGAAAUAUUCGGAUGUUCAGCAGGCUAAUAAUGCCAUUGCAGCCAUGAAUGGACACAAACUGGACGGAAGAACAAUUGCUGUUCGGGUGGCGGGUAAACCUCCCCAGCCUGCAGUGCCGCCGGGCCCUCCUGGUCCUCCCGUGCCGCCGUACCCCGCUCCGAGUCAGCCUGUCGGUGUCUACCCUUCUCAGCAGUACAAUGCUGGUGGUCCUAUCGGAAGUGCACCCCCCGGGAGCUAUGCUGGGGGUCCUGUUCCUUGGGGACCUCCCCCUCCCCCCCCACCCCCUUCGUAUUCCACAUACCCCCCUCCCCCACCCCCUCCGGGAUCGGCUAUAUACCCCCCAGUUCCGGCUCCUCAAUUUGGAAUUCAAUAUCCUCCUCCUCCUCCGAUGCCUCCAGGUUCGUCUAGUGCAUCGAUGCAAACUGUUUCAUCCACUGAUACACAACAUAGUUAUGCUUCCAGUGGUGAGCAGCAGCAAAGUUACCCGCCUGGAGUGCAGUUUCAGAGUAGUGCGCCCGUCCCAUCUGUGCCGACCUAUGUCUAUGGAAACUCAGUGGCUUCAAUGCUGCCAAGUGCGCAGCCCCAGCCCCAGCCCCAGCCCCCGUACCCGACACCCCCACCUCCAUAUAGCUAUCCACCCUAUUAUGGUGCUGUUCCUCCUCCUCCCCCUCCUGCUGCCCCUCAGCAAGGUGUUGACCCUUCCCAUGGCUUGGGUAAUGUUCCCUGGGCCACAAAUCCGCCAGCGCCGCCGGUUGUUGAGAAAAGUAACUAUGGCGGAGACUCUGAGUAUGAGAAGUUCAUGGCAGAAAUGAAAUGAUGAUGAUGAUGAUAUUCUUUACUUUAUAAAUGAGGUAACCAAAGUCUCUCCUUUUAUAUUUGGCCUUUGAUUUUUAAUAGCUGCAUUUUGGUAUUACGAAACAUAUUGCCUAACAUAUAUAUUAUAUGUCGUACUAAUUUAUACUUUUCUGGGAAGAUUGAGCCUGCCAAGUCUGAGGUGAAAUUUCAUUUUCAGCUAUCCAGUGGAAGUAUUUGUUGUUAGUUAUAUGGAAGUUUUGAUACCAGUUUCUCUUUCUUAACUUUUUCAUGAGAUUCGAUUUUAUAAUACCAGUUAAAAAGGUAAAUGGGUAUAUUCAAUUUUCAGGAAGUUACUCUUAUUCUCAUAUAUGUUCAAGAGAAAACCACUGAUCUUGUUAUAUUAAGUCAUUAAUCAUGCAGGAUGACAACUAAGCUAUCUUUUUAGGGUUUCUAUGUCCCCCUCGACGUCAUUUGUUUAAAUUUAAUGAGAAAGUCUGCAUGCCAGAGAUAUUUUAAGGAACCUUUUGAUGAAAUGUUACUCUCUCAUUUGAAAUUGUUUGAGUCUGUGCAGACAGACACAUUCUGACCGAUACGUCAAUCUGUGUUGCAUAUGGGCAGUUCCUCUACCAUCUGUUGGAGUGCCAGCCUCCUAUGAGCUUAUUUAUUUGUUGUUUUUUUACUGAUCUGACUGACUGUGCAGUUGCUCAUUAUUUUAAGUGACAUGCUGAUGAUUAUUUGACAUAUCAUAACACUUGUUUCUUUGGCAUUAUGUAAUAUCUUGACAGGCUGCUUGUUGGAGCACUUGUCAUCCUGAUUUCUUCUUAACCCUUGCCAUGAUUUAGUUGUUGGAAGUUUGGGACUCACGUAACGUAACCUUGCUGUACUGUUACCUUGCAGAGAGUCGAUGACAAUCAGUAUCAGCCAUGUCUGUUGCACUGCAGCUUCAUAACUUGUCUAUUAUCGAUUCUCUCUUUUGUAGGACUAUUUAUUAGUUUCUGGAUCUCAUCUCCUUGGUGCUUCUCUUUCUCGCGGAAUCUAAUUCUCUAAAAUAAUGUGCUCUCCUCCUCCUCAACUUUUUAGUGUCUAUUACUGAUGAUUCCCGGUGUUGACUGCCGCAGUAUUUGGGUGUAAUUGCAAUUAUUUGUUUCCUGUGACUCUGAGCUUGAUGGAUGGCGCAGACGGCAGGUGGGAUCGAUGGAUGGAUAUGAUAUAUAGGUUGAACUAACAGUUCCCAUAAAUCUUGGCUUUCGAUUUCAGCUUUACAUAGUUCUUUGGAGCUUACCACUGGACUUCGAGUUCUUCUGCAUUGGAGGAAGAUAGAUGCUUUGCUUGGCCCUUAAAGAAACCCCAGUCCAGUCCAGUCCCGACUAUUAUUAUUACUACUAUUAUUAUUAUUGCUAGUAGUAGUAUUAGUAUUGUUUUCAAAUUAUUAUUGUACUAAAAAAUCACUUUUAAGCUAUCUUUUUCAACCAUUCAAUACUGCAGUUAAAUGAAAAUAUGGUAGCUUUUGCUGGUUUUAUUUGAAAUCAAAGUUGUGAGUCUAUAAA